Messenger RNA from Spirodela intermedia, 16137 nucleotides. NCBI's taxonomy places the organism in Eukaryota, Viridiplantae, Streptophyta, Magnoliopsida, Alismatales, Araceae. The record is from the annotation of a GenBank genome assembly.
AUGUCCGUUCCUCCGGAGAAGGUGCUGGCGGAUGUUGGGAGACGCCUCUCCGAGCCCCUCAGCAAAGACCCUCUGGUGAAGCUUCUGAAGGUAAUGGGGAUUCUUCGGACAUUGGAACCAUGGCCAGUUUCCGUGUGUUCUUCUUGCCGACUGUUACUGUCCCCGUUUUGGCAUUUUUUUAUAUGAGUUCAAUAAAACAUAUGUUGGGAGACGCCGCACUUCGUUGAUUAUUAUUCAUUUGGUUGUACUUCGUUGGGAUUCUAUUUCGUGUUUUCCGGACAAUCAUUGGUAACGCUGAUGAUUAUGGUAUGUAUUUUUUUCUUAAUGGGGAUCGUAUGGUUUGACUGUUCCCGCUGUUUUUCAUUUUGAGUCUUAAUGGGGACCUACCCUCCUGUUUACUUAAGCACACGGGAUGGAUGGUCUGGUUCUCCAGCUUUCAGUUCCCUUUUCUUACUUGGCGGGAUAAUUUCGAAGAUUUAGCUGAUUAUUUUACGAGAAUCUUCUCCUCCCUUUUGAAUCGUUGGGGUAUCACGGAAUAGGCACACAGAACGUAUGCCAUUCGUACGGUUACCAAUCAAGGAGUUGUUUCUCAUCUCCGGUCUGAUACUCAUCGGGCCUCCCUUGUUCUAGUCCCUUGUUCUAGUUAAAAACAUUUCUCUGCGGUUGUCGUUUGCUCGAUGUAUCGCUUUAAUUUUUACCUUUAUAACCUUUUCGUUGCUCGAGGGAAUGUGUUUUGUUUGGCGUGAUUUAAUUGUUAUCAUUUUCCAUAAGCCCCCUCCGGAGGGGUCUCUGUUACGUGUGUAGAAUCAGUGAAGAGGGAGUGGAUCUUGGAUGUAUGUUCCUGUAUUCUGAUAUCAUUGAUUAUUUUAGUGAUAAUUCUCCAUUCUGAGCAUUGAACUCGUUUCAUUUAAAUUAAUUUUUCAGAAAGCUGCGAGUGCUCUUUCGGAAUUAAGACAAUCCUCGUCAUUACAGCAUGCAAUAGCUCCCUUGAGUAACUCUUUGGUUCAGAAGAAGUUACUUCAGCAUAAAGAUAAAGAUGUGAGAAUUCUUUUGGCUGUUUGCUUCAGUGAAAUCAUCAGAGUUUUGGCACCGACACCACCUUUCAGUGAUCAAAUACUUAAGGUAAUCAUUGCCUUUUUUGACUAUUACUGUCGAAUUCAUAUCCUGAGCUGCUUCUGGGAUUCAUUUUUUUAGUUUUAUAUCAUACUCGUUAGCUAUAAUAUGUCAUGACCAGUAUGUUGUUCUCUAGCCAAUAUUAGAUGGCAGAACCAAAACCUAAUCCAAGGGCUAGACGCAUGUUUAGUACUUUUGUUAAAUUCUAUAUUUGAAUAUAAUAUAUAUUUGUAUAUGUGUAUGCACUUCAGAAAGUUUUAUUGUGUAUCUUAGUCAGAGCUAAGAAAAAUCCUCUUGCUUGAUCGAUUUUUGCUUCUGACAGGGCAUUUUUAAGCUUAUUAUCAGUAUAUUUUCGGAAUUAUCAGAUGUUGAGAAUGCAUAUUUUGGCAAACGGGUAAAAAUACUGGAGACUAUUGCUGCUCUUAGAUGUUGUGUGCUAAUGCUGGAUAUUGGUUGCGAAAAUUUAGUUCUGGAGAUGUUCAAUAUUUUCUUCUCUGUUGUCAGGUACGCACUUCCAUGAAUUUUCUGUCGUUUUUUUCACGUUGAGAAAUCAUUUUUUAUCAAAGAAAUUAUUCGUAGUUGAAUUCUAGAGGCCUGAAAAAUGUAAACAUGCUACGUUUAACACCAACACUCCGAAUACUUGUGUUCUCUAGUUCUUGCGCUGGUUUCACAAACUUUCUUAAAUGAUCUACAUCCUGGUCACGAGACUAAGCUGUAUGUGUCCAUAACGAAAAAUGUUCUUAGUAUCGCAUUGUUUUCAGAUAUUAAUAAUGACCGUCUUAGUUACCUCGUAGAGAGUGUAUGGCACUAUUGCACAUAUUCCCUUUAUAAUUUAGUUGGUUUGAAUGCAUAGCCAUCUUCUUGAGUGGUUGUUAUGGCCAACAUUUACAUGUUAGGUUUCCAAUGGAAGAUUUGACGUUCAGAUACAAAAUUUUGAGAUUUUGAUGAACUACACACUGGCUAACAAUUCUAUGAGCAUAUCAUUCUAUAACGGAACAAGCCAAUGACAAAAGGAUAUAUCGUGAAGUGAUGAAUAUAAAUUACUACUGGCAGAUGGAGAAGAGAUGUAUGGAGUGUGAAUGGGGAACGAUGGGGCUGGAUGAACGGUUGCAGUAAUUGGUGGACGUAGGUUGGAGUCAUGAGAGUUGCAUAUUUUUUUCUUGGGUGCAAAAAAUGUCAAAUUGCUUUGGGGGUUUGGGGAGCGUUGGCCGGAUCCUGAUUCUGCCAGGUGAGGAUUUCUUUUUGGAUUGAAAAAAAAUCGUAAGACAACACUAUGACAUUUUGUGAUCAUCAUUUUUUUAUAUUUUAUUAUGAUGUAAGUUCGUCAGGAAGAUGAAAACAAAAUUUUGAAACAAUUUGAACAAUCUAUGGUCAAUUAUUGAAGCAGACCAAGCUAAAUGAGGGAUGCUCCCGAAUGGUUGAUAUUUGGUUCUAAUGGAACGUGCUUUUGCAGUGUAUGAGGUAGCCUGUGUUUUCUAUUACAUGAAAAGCGGACGUUUUAGAAAAUAGCAAUUAUAGUAUGAGAUUGAAGAACAUUUUUGGGAAAACUAGGGAGAGAUAGUGAAAAGUCGUGGACCUGUAUGACAAGAAAAGAAGAAUUGGUUUGGGUUGAAGUAUACUCCUGUAAUAACUGGGAUUGAUUUACUAGAAUCUGAUUAUGAGCGAUUGAUUGAAUUUGAAAUCUGCUCUUUUGCUUGCAUUCAUGCUUAUCCACGGUGUUAGCUGAGAUAUACUGCGGUCUAGUUUUUUAUUUUUUCAUUGACGUUGUUGACUCGAACAUUUGUUAAACAUGCCAAUGAACUGAGUUGUGAAGAUUUAAGCCUCAAUUUCGGUAAAACCAUGUUUUACCAUAUGGAAGACAGUCGUAUGAAAGUAUCCAGUGCUUAUUGUGCUUAAUGAGAAGCCUUAUCUAUUCUUGAAGCUCUACUUCUUCUUAUGAAAGGAUUAUAGCAUUAUUUCGUUUUAAUUUUUUGUUAGAGCCUGAAUAUUUGUAGGUUUCUGUCUAUGCAAUAUACUUCAGAAUUUUUUCCAUGAAGUAGUCUUUGCAAUGGUGCCUACGGGGUCGUUUAUUUGCCGACAUUUUUCGUUUGCAUUGCUUUUAUUCAUUAAUUUCAUCUGCUUUACCCAUGUAUUAUCUUAGCUUGGUUGUUCUUAUCUCCAUGACCUAUAUACUUUUACAUUGAUUUAGACUGAACGUAAAUAUUGAUUUCUAGAGAUGAGCACCAGCAAAAUUUGCUUCAGGCAAUGUUAUCUAUAAUGGUUGCUAUAGUGGAAGAGAAAGUUUCGAAAAAUCUCUUGGACGUGAUUCUAAGCAAUCUAUUAAAGGAGGGAAAGGUACCUUCUCAGGGUCAUAUUAUCCUAUAAAUAAAUUACUUUUUAAUGCAUGUAGGCUUGAUGAUCGUGUGUAAAAGACCAUUGUUGGCCAUCUAUAAGUUUCUGUUUUCCAAAUUACUGUCAUGAACAUUGACUGCAAACUGCACCAGACUAGAUGGUAGGAUUAAACGAAGCCUAGCUAAUGCCCUUUUUACCAAGUUUUUUAUGGUUUAUUUGGUUUUCAAUCAUUUUUCAACUAUUUGCACAUCAUAAACGAAGCACAAAUUAUACCUGUUUCAACCUCCUGCCUGGCUUUCAAAAGCUUUCUUUUAAACACUGUCUGAGCGUUAAGUAGAUGCUCGAAAUCCUCUAUUUUUUAUUUUUUGAUAUUUUUAACAUGCGAAAUUAUUCGAAUUUUCAUUCUGAUGGUUUUCUAGGUGGUUUGAUGAUAAUGUCUUUCGUGUAUUGGUGUUUACCUUUCAGGGUGGAUCAUAUGGAUCGUUCAAGCUUGCUGUUUCACUUGUUGAAAAUUGUGCAGAAAGGCUGGAGCCUCACAUUCGUGGAUUUCUGACAUCUUGUAUUUCGGAAAGGGAUGCUACUGGAAAUGAGCUGAAAGAGUUUUACCAUGAAAUUAUUUUUCAAAUUUAUCAAUGUGCUCCUCAAAUACUUAUUGCUGUUAUGCCAAACUUGACUCAGGAGCUACUAGUAGGUGUUUGGCUAUCCUAUAUCUAAUGUUUAUCAAACUCUUGUCUUUUUAACUAAUUUGUUAUGUCUGAACUGUUGUCAGACUGAUCAGGUGGAUGUCCGCAUAAAGGCCGUCCAUCUGAUUGGAAAGCUUCUCACUCAUUCAAGACUCCAGCUUGCCCUGGAAUAUCGCCCACUUUUUAUAGAGUUUCUAAAACGUUUUUCUGACAAAUCAUCAGAAGUUCGAUCUAGUGCGGUAGAUUGUGCUAAAGCAUGUUAUUUGGUGAAAUCCUCCGGGGCUGAAGCUUUUGAAAUUCUCAGUGAGCCAAGAUAUUUUCUCCUUUAAUUUUUUGGGUACUUUUUAACACUUUUUUUUUCUCUCCAUAAGUUGGUUAUUUCAUCUUCUUUAACAACCUAUGCAGCUGCUCUACAAGGACGGCUCUUAGACUUUGAUGACAAAAUACGGAUACAAGCUGUGACGGUGGUUUGUGAACUCGCUCAGGCUAACCUGGAAUUUUUUCCAUUAGAGUUGAUUCUGCAGGCAGCAGAUCGCGUUCGGGACAAAAAGGUGAUUAGAAAGUAAAUUGCGUCAUUUUCAUCUAAUUUUGAAUUUGAAAAUAUAACCAUGCUGAACCGCUAUCAAUCCCAGGUUUCUGUUAGGAAAAAGGCAAUGAUAAAGCUGCUGGAGUUGUAUCAUGCUUACUGUAUUAAAUGUUCUGAGGGCUUACUUCCUAUAACUGAUCACUUUGAGCAGAUACCUAGUAAAAUCAUAACCCUCUGCUUUGACAAAGACUGCAAAGAAUUCAGGUUUAAUUUAUUUAUUACUCUGGAUGUGCCUUAUAAUUGAAAAGUGCUUCUUUUCGAGAUUUUAUUUACAUGUGUUCAGCCUGCAAAAAAUGGAGCUCAUGCUUGCAGAAGAUCUCUUCCCAGCAUCUCUUCCAGCUGAGGAGAGAGUGCGCCACUGGAUGGCUUUGUUCUCAUUUUUCACAUUGCCCCACUGCAAGGCAUUGGAUUCCAUCUUAGCUCAGAAGCAAAGGUAUAGGGUUCUGCUGCUAUGCAAGCACAUGACGUGGUUGCCUUUUCUGAUAAAGCUUUUUAUUGUGCCCAGGUUUCAAAGGGAAAUGAGAACAUAUUUGUCUCUUCGGGAAAUAGGAAAGGUAGUGCUUCCAAUUUCUAAAUGUGUUCUAGCUUUAAUGAUGUCUCUACUCUGCAUUCAAAUGUUCAAUGAUUCUUUUAAUAUAGCUUGAUGUCAUUGGUAGUGUUUUAGUUUUUCCGGACAGUUGCAUUUACUUGGAGUUUUAAGAUAAACUCAUAAAUUUAUGCUGUUAUUUGAGAAGAGAACAGCAAAUAGUAUGUUAUUCACAGUGGCUUACGGUUAGGCCAAUUGGAUAGUUGGAGUCUAAGACUGUGUCCAGACUACUUUACUGAGAAGAAUGCGGUAGUGUGGCCAAUGUCAAAUUUGGACUGUACGGGUCGUUUUUGUGUUGAUGCGUUGUGGUGUUCCAUUUCGUUAAGACCUUUUUUUUUAAUGUUUCCUCACUUCCUCUGUUACAUGAGUUUGAUAUUAUCAUCUCUCGGCUUUGUCCUUUCUUGGCACGUGGCACUGACAACCUUCUAUACAGAUGUUCCAGUGCAAUUGUUAUUGCGACUCUAGGAAGUUGUACAUGCCUGUUUGUAUGACUUAUAUGAGUAGAAACUUAUCCAUUUCGAGGUUCGUUUCUGGGGUUAAUCGCAUGUAUUAUGGAUGUCGAGUGCCAUUGGAAAAUCCAGUUCUCCUGCUUAAUUUUUUGUUUACUUGAGUCAACCAGUACCGUUGCCCAGGUUUACUCCUUUUGCAAGUCAUUGACAACAUUUUCCACUAAUCAUAAGGUGGAUUUGUGCAUUUUACGUGUUGAAAAAUCUGCAUGUGGUGUAUUUGCGCUAUGCUGGAUAUUUAAUUAUAGGCACAUGUAUAGGGCUAUCAACCUUACUGACGUUUCAUGAUAUUGGUUCUUUCUUUGAAGUUGGCAAACCGACAAUUGUCAGUCUGUUGGUGAAACCAUUCCGGGCACGAUUGGAUUUUUUUAGCGCUGAUUGUGAAUCCCCUGUUGAUUUCAAUGCAGGUGAAUAGUCCAGAAGAGGUCAAUGAGAAAAUUUCAGCCUGUUUCAAGAAGAUGUCUUUGUCCUUCAUAGAUUCUAUCAAAGCUGAGGAGUGCUUCGGAAAAUUGCAUCAAAUGAAAGAUAAUAAUAUCUUCAAGGCAUUGCUCGAGUUAGUUCGUGAACAGAAUUUCUCAAAUAUCCAAUCAAAUCAGGUCAAUGCUUUUUUUCUUUCACGAAAAUUAAAACUGUGGAAUCAAAUGAAUUAAGGUUGUUUUUUGUAGUAUAAGCUUCGCGAGUUAUCUCACUCAUGCCAUGAUAUCAAUCAUACUAUUUAUGAGAAGGCUAGACUUGAGGCAAUAUAAAUAGAUUAGAAAUUUCAUGAAUAAUUGGUCACUGGUAUUAUAAAAUCAUAUUGCAUGCAAUAUUAUUUUUGUUAUCAUCUGUGGAUUAAAUGGCAAAAAUGACGCAAAGACCUUGGGAGGAAUCAUUGGUGUUAAAGUUAACUUUGAGAAAAGCACAGGCUUAAACGUGUGAAGGAAAUAUGUUAAGAUGAGAGCUUUGCUUAUAGAUUGUGAGGUGGGAGAAUGUUGAAUUCUGAAAGGACUGUAGGCUUUUACCAAAGUUUGAAAAUCGAUUUUCUGGUUCAAAAGGGGCCUUCUCAAAUGAAAUAGAAAGUGUGCAAGAAAUAAAAUAUGAGAUAUUAUAAGUAGAAACAUCAACGAUGCUUCUGACAUUUGUAUAAGAAAUGGGCAAAAUCUCUUUAGAUUGCCUCUACUUCAAAUAUAAUAUUGUUGCAAUACAUUUUAUUAUUCUAUUUCUAUUUGAUUAGUCAUAUCAGCUAGUUUUUCAAGAUAUAUACGCUUUAAUCUACAUAAAUUAGUUUUUGCUGUUAAAUGGUCACGCCAUACCCAGAACUUGCAGAGAAUAAAUCCAUGCCUUCACUUUUUGUAUGGUUAUUUUGUUGGCAUAGUGUCUAAUAUAGAUAUUUGACUGCCGAUUUAUUGCUUUCCCAAUGAGUUUUUUUCCGUUUUGUUUUCUUGGUUUCUUAUAGUGUUUGUAUCCAAUCUUUCAGGAAGCAUUUUUGAAGAGGAUAGGAGAUAAGCAUUCAAAUUAUGAAUUUUUUAGAGUACUCUCCUUGAAAUGUGCCUAUUCUAUAUUUACAGUAGAUCACGUACGCAGCAUCCUAGAAGGCUUACUAUCGAAGAAAAAUGAAAGAGAGCAAUACUUAGACACAACCAACUUUGAUCUUCUCGUCGUAAGUUUUACUACUGAUAUUUUCAGUUUAUAAAUAUUUUUAUAUUUGAACAUAGAUUUAACUUUUUAAAUUGUUCAUAAUUACUAACCUUUCUUGUGUUCUGGAAGGGGAUGUUGUUUGGGUAGUGAUAGGAGGUGGCCAUGUGAGCAGUGACAUUGCAUCUGGCGGCAAUGUGCAAUAUUGAAAUAUUCUUUCAACCCUGAUUUUCAUUGGCUUUCUUUUUAUUUCUGCUUCAUUCUUGAUCCUUCUUCAUUCUCCUCUGUUUACCAGUCUUUCAUCUUUUCAUUCUUGUUCAUACAUGACAUUAACCGGCUUCUGUCUGGUCUCUUUUUUCUUUAAUUUUUUUAAUCUUGAAGGCGAUAUUUGUUUGACCCUAUAGAAACUAACUGGGAAAUCUUGGUUCCUAUCAAAAUUUCCAGAGUUUGAUUUUUAUCAGCUGAACCUGUAUGACCAUUAUUAAAGCUACUUUUUCAGGGUAUAGAUACCAUGAAUAAAAUGGCGUUUGGCUGGACAAAAUUCCAUUAUUUCUUAUACAUAUACUGUGGCCUACAGGUCUGUGGAUAUCCAAUAUUAAUGUGUGGAUAUAGCGGUAGAGUAAGAUAAUGAAGGUCAUCUUAGGCCGCUUGAAGUAGGCUACUGUGAUCCCUAAUGGUGCAUUUGGCUUAAUAUGGACCAGGCAUCCGAAGGUCAAGUUCAUUGUUAAUAAGUUCGUUGAUCUAUUACUGAUCUCAUGGUUAGUUAUUUGGCCCAAUGAUACUUGUAAUCUUAUCAGUCUCCUCAUCAGUGAGCAAGCUUACUGGUACCGAUUUUAAAUACCCCCUUAAAGGUUGUUGGGGCACAAUUGUCCAAAUCAAUACAAACAAGCCUAAUUAGAUUCACGAAUGCUUCAUCCCAUUGGUUCUCAAAUCAGUUUUAGUUUAAAUAAUUAUAGUUUUAGCCCAUAUUGUUAUCUAAUGAGAUUUAUUGUGAAACUUUAGUAAGACUUAUAUCACUGAGAUUUAAAUGUGCUACAUUGCAAAAAGUUGUCAAAUGGGCUUCAUCUCCAGGAUCUUAAAUGAUCAUCUUCUCUAAAAUUUCAAAUUAGUUUAAUCUGUAGUAGUCAAAUGAGCUUUUAUCUAAUAGACACUCCAAUGUGCUUCAUUCUAAAAAAGUAGUCAAAUAAACUUUAUUUAUGCUAUCAAAUGUCCUUCAUUUUAAAAUGUUUAUCAAAUGAGUUGCAUUCAUGAUUAUGCAUGAUUUUAGACCUACUUUUAAAGUUAAACAAGUUGCAUUAUGUAGUAGGUUUGUUUAUAUAUGUUAUCGCUCUUAUGACAGUUAAGGAAGGGCGUUCCUUGGGAAGAUGUAAUUAGCGCCGAAUUGAGUUGAGGGGGAGCAUCUCAAUUUAAGUAAAUUUAGAAAGCUAUGAUCUAUCAAUGUGCGUAAAAAAAAAACAACAAAUUAUCUCAAGCCUAUCAAAAGAGAUGAAAGAUUAUCAUCAUGUAGUUUUGUGAUUCCUUUUGAAUUUGAUUCAAUGUCUUUAGGUUGAUCGUGGCAUGUGUUGGGUGUAAUGAUCUUAUGAGAUUGAUCCUUUAGACUAGACUACUUUCUUAUCAUCAAUUUUACUUGAAAAAGAUCUUUUGUGUAAUCUGUUUGUGUCCUGCAGUCAGAAUCAAGAAUUUCUUGCAUGCUGAUACCAGAUUUUAUUUUUUCAUUUCUGAUUUAGUCUAUAGUGAGCAUAUUCCCAACGUUGUUAAGAGGAUCCGAGGAUCAGUUUCUUGGUUUAUUCCCCAUGGAGGUUGAACAACUGAAUGAAAAGCUUCUUCAGAUGCUAAUCAGAGCUGGUGGUCAUAUUUCUAUAAAACUCAGGUAAUAGUUGGUACCAAGAUUGGGGUAUUCUUUUUAGUUUAUUGUAAGUGGAGCAGUUAGUUUUCUAAGAUUAGUUUACAUACGUACGGAAUUGCAAAUUUUCAUUUAAAAUUUUAAAUGUGACAAGAUUUUAACUGUUUAUUUUUUUUUAAAUUUUGGAAGAAAAAAAUUUGAAGGGUUUUAAAUUCUACUUGUCUAGGGAUAUAUACCCCUUCUUGGAGCAAGCAUGUCUGGAGGGCUCUCGUAUUCAGUCAAAGCAGGCUGUUUCUGCAAUGGCUUUAUUAAUGUCUGCUUCUGAUGAGUUGAUUUUCGAUGAUUUAUGUGAGGUACUCUGCACUGUUAAGACUUAAAUAUUCUUAUUUUCUCCACGACAUUCUGAACACAUAUUUUUUAUCCUUUUUCAUCAUUUUCUGGACGGACAAAUCAUCAAAACUCUGUAUAUUCGAUGCAACUGGUCUUCUGUUUGUUUCGCCAUUUUCUUGCUGUCCCUUCUAACUCAACAGUAGCAAAGAAAAGACAGUAAAUUUCGUUACCAGAGUCUUUUUAGGGAAUUUCGUUAACCUUGUAUAACCGGGUGCCUCAUUGAGUUGAUUAAAUGCCACGAAAAAGACAGUAAAUUUACUACAACUUUGAACGAUCCUGUCCUUCUCAGAUGAUAAAGAUAUGGUAAACGCUGAUGUAAUAAUCUUACAAAAAGUUUCAUCACAUUGUUUUUUUAGUGCUAAUUCUAAUUUCUUUUCUUCAUUUGACAGAAACUCCUUGGCUUCCUUAAUAGAGGUCAGAAUAUGCCAACAAUCUUGCAAUCUUUGGGUUGUAUUGCACAGCAUUCUUUAUCAUCCUUUCAGCUACACGCCGAGGAGAUAACUCAAUUCAUCAUCCAAAAGAUAAUCUCUGAUGUGGAGGUGCGUUCCAACUUUCCACUUUUACCAAAAGUUUCACCUUUUUGCAGAAGGUGUCACCGGUUCCUUCCAUCUUAGUGAUCCUAAUGUUAUCUAGUAAACAUUUUUAUCUGCCAUUUCCUGCAUUGUUCCUCAAAAAAGAUGAUGAGGCUGGAUUUUUUAUGUCAUUCUUAUAGGUGCCUUCAUUAAACAAGAAAACUGUUAAUCAUGGGGGACCUAUGUGCAGUGCCUCUUGCAAAUUGAAAGUGAGUUGGAAAAUGCCACUGUUUCAACGUUCUUUGAUUCAACCUUGCCUUUCAUUUCACUGUAUGUUCUAAUAUUUUGAUUUUUUUUGUCGAUUUCUAGAGUGCACUUCUCAUCUGGUAUCAUUUGAGCCUGGAAUUGCAAAAGUUAGGAUCCCUUUUCAUCAACACGUUUCUGCGGAAGGUUAUUAAGCGUUAUCAAGAUACUAUUUUUGUAUAUAGUGCCGAAAACGCUGAGACAGACAUUGAUCACCACCGUUUUUAUAUGUAAUAAUUAUAAACCCUUCAAUUCCAUCAGCAUACUAGGAAAAACUCCAAGAUCCUUUGCAUUCUUACCUCAAAUACCAAUGCCAAAGCAUGGAAACCUUUCAUCAAAUGUUUAGCUUAAAAGUAAAAAGUAACUUAGACAUUAUAAUAACGGAAUGAAAUGGAAAAGGAGAGAUAAAGCACCAGUAUUGCCCCAAUAGAGCCAGCUGCGAGGGAAAUUUUCUUCUUUAUCUAUCUUCAUUUUCGUUCACUGCUCUUGCAUUGGUUGCAUAAAAAAAGAGGUCGAUCCCUGAUAGUCUAUAUUUAUUUCAAUCUGCGUAUAUUCAUAUAUAUAUAUAUAUUUAUUUAUUUAUUUACAGGAAAAAAAUAUCGCAAUAACUUUUUUGUUUCGAAUUUCUAUUUCUGAAAGUUUUUUCAAAGCCUUAACCUAUGUUAUGCACCUUCUUUCCCAUAGUCUUGCCUUAUGGCUCUUAAAGUCAAGGAUUCGUUUGAUGCACAUUAGAGGUUAAUUUUGUUUCCUUUUUUUCUUUAUUAUUGAAUAUUGUUUCUUGAGUAGUCCUCGGGGAAGGGAAAGUAUUUGGAGAAAUUUAAAAGUGCAAUAUACAUGUAUUUCUUGCUGGUGAAAGAUAAUAACUUCAGCCUACUUUUUUCACGUUGAACUGGGUGCUUACAAGUUUCUUAUGCAGUAAAGUAAACGAAACCAAUGCCAUUUCGCCUCAUGUUCUCUGCUGCUACAUAGAUUGUGAAACACCUUCGUCUGCAGGGUGGAUGUUUCUAUUUGACGAAUUUCAUGGCUAAAUCUACCAAUAAAUAUCGGUGGAUUUUUUUUUGGUAAAAUAGAUUUUUCCUUACGGUACGAAGAUGGCAUAUAGCUUCAUGUGUUAUUGGUGAAUUGCUCCUCGGAAGAGUACCAUGCUAUGCGUUCUUAUUUUGUGGGGUAUUGCCCCCUAUUUUUCUGAUGUAUUCUCUCUUUCGAUGUGUGCCAAAGAUCUUCAUACUUUCUUGUAUGUGUUUUUUGUUUGCUUUAACAUAUGAUACCUGUGACAGAUCUAUGGGUUGAAAACACUUGUCAAGAGUUGUUUGCCGCUGCAAGUAGCUCAUGGCCAGAAUCAAAUCCGAGGAUUGCUAGAUAUAUUGUUGAAGAUACUCCAAGAAGAAGAAAUCCCAGAUGGAGUUGUGUCAAGGUCAGUCCUUAUGAAUUACUUUAUUUCACAAAGUUUUACAUUUUUCUUCUUCUUUUGAUCUUUAUCCUUGUGAAUUUAUCAGGCUGAGCUCCAAAAUUCAGCGCUUCUUAAGUGCAUGAUUUCUGAUGUUUGACUCCGCUUGUAGUCUCUAAAGAAAAUAAAUGACUUAUUAGCUUUCAUCUUCUGAUCUUAUUGUUUCUUGGAGGUUACUAUUUUACUUCCUUCUGAACUUCAUGCUAUUGCGUAUCAUGCCAGAAACCACACCCUUUUGACCUCAACAGUGUCUGCAGCCACCAUAUUAUUAUUAUUAUUAUUACUUGAUAUAUUUUAAUAUAAUAGAGGUAAAUAUUUCUACACCACGCCACGUAAGAUCCCCCAAAGAACUGGAUUGCCAAAAAAAAAAAGUAAAAAGCGAUUUUCUGGCUGUAAGAUUUCUCGGAAAAGCAUGCUUCUUAUAGUUAGUAUUCAAUAAACCAGAACUCCAUUCAUUAUCCAUUCCUUGGGCACUAGGAGCCCAAGCAUCUUAGAGAUUGGAGAUGUGUCUGCUCCAUACGUGAGUGAACCAGAUCGCAGGCACCUUCACUGACGAGUUUGUCUGUUUAUGUACCCCCUGGCAUACGUUUGAAGGUCGUCUUUUUCCAUCUGUGCAGGGAAGCUGACCAGGCUCACCUCAGGUUAGCUGCUGCCAAGUCUGUUGUUCGCCUUUCUACCAGAUGGGAUUUGCACAUAUCACCUCGCCUGUUCAAUUUGUCAAUGGCAUUGGCCAGGGUAUGGAAGUCAACGGCUUUCCACAGUUGUUCUCCACAAGUCAACGGGGGAACGAACGUAAUCACCUGCUGAUGUUUUUUAUGCUUUUUCUUUUUCCAGGACCCUUCUCCGGUGGUUUGCAGAUCGUUUCUCUGUAAAAUAAAUAAGCUUCUGAAGGAGCAAGCUAUCCCGAAGCGCUAUGCCUGUGCCUUGGCGUUGGGCUGUUGCUCAGAAUGUCUUUCAGACACGAAAGCUGACGUGGGUUCUUCUCUUCCUCUCCCCUGUUCUUCCCCUUGAAUCUCCAUUUAAUUGGUAUUUCUCCAAAAAUAAAUAAAUAAAUAAAUAAAUAAAUUGCCUUCUGGUUCAGGCCUUGAAUUACCUUGGCCAGUUCUUUAGGGAGUACAAUCGCAGAGCUCGUCUCACCCACGGCUCUCCAAGACAAAACAUGGAUGGAGGGGCGUUGACCACCUUCCCAGCGUACAUCGUAGUCUUCCUCAUCCAUGUUCUUGCCCAUGAUCGAGGAUUCCCCUCUGCUGACUCCCAGGACGGCGAAUACGCCUUCGCCAGCUUCUACAGGUAGAAUGACCAAUCCCUUUCGAAAAAAUAUUUUAAGAGGCCGUAUUGAUCUCUCUCUCUCUCUCUCCAUCUAUCUCUACAGCCCUCUCAUCGCCCUCCUGCAAGCAUCGGUCAACCCGGAUUUCUACGCCGGCGGCAAGCUCGAGGAAGUUAAUGAGAUGGCGUCGUACCUGUAUGGGAUCUUCUCCGCAGUGAAGAGGGCGGUGGAUGCCGUUGACAUUCGAUUCACAUCGGUAUGAGCCUCUGGGCAUCAUAUAAUUUCCUCUCUUAUCUUCCUGAAUAAUAUCUACACAUGUUUUAAACGUUGACUUUGUUUCAUUUAAUUUUUUCUCAAUGCAGAAGUUGCAUCGUCUUUCAGAGAUCGGUCUGUUCAUGGUGAGGAAGGUUGCCCAUAAUCCACGGCCUCCAUCGCACUCACCCCGCCUGGUCCUUCUCCCCUCGUCAUUAUAUAAAGUCAACGACGAUGCCAGAUGUCCAGAGGCGAGCCUUCCAGAUAUAGCCCUCUCUCUCUUUUUUCUCUUCUCUCUUCUCUCUCUUAAAUUAUUUCCAUGUCCAGGCAACUUCUCCAGCGGAGGAGGCCCACCUGGAUGAAGGCUUCAUGGAGAGGAUCCUCCUCAGGGCCGAAUCCUUCAUUUCCCGGGUGAGUUGACCGAACCCAUUUCCGGAAAUUUCUUAUCCUGUCGGAAUGGAAGAUCUCGACUUUCUAAGUCGUCCCCCCCCCCACUUUCGGACAGCCUGCUCCUCAUGUUCUGGAAGGGACAGGGAGGAGAGAGGGAGAUCUCCCUCCGACGGCGGGGAAGAGAAGAGCAGGGAGAGCGGCGGACCCCAUGAACCCCAGGAAGAAGGCGGCGCUGUCCUCGUCCUCUUCUUCGUCGGUGGAGCUGAUCCAGGGCUGUUCGCAAGUGAGGAAGAAGACGGCGGCGGCGGCGGCGGCGGACUCGGGUGAGAGGAAUAUUCCGUCAUCUUGUGCUUCUAUCAGCCCGGGCCUAUCCGUGGAUUCGCUUACCCUUUUAUGAUCGCCAAUUUAUCAAAGACUGGGCCGUUGUUUUGUUUCUAUGUUUGGAGUUUCGUUCUGAAGGAGAAUUGGAGAGUCCGAAUGCUAGAUCUGGGCCGGGUUCGGGUCCGGAGAGAUGCGGCCGGACCCGAAAGCCAGGCCCUCUCUGUGGAUCUGUGAGAGAGAAAGACACAGGAAAACAGAGAGUCAGCGAGAGAGAGAGAGAGAGAGAGAGGGAGAGAUUUCCGGGCGCAGUUACCAGAAAAAUGUCAAUGAAUGGUGGCGGUUUCGAGACGCAGUGAGACCAUUCUCACCUUCGCCGGUGUUGACCCGCCAAGAUGGACGUACGAAAGUGAGGUCACGGUAAGGUUAAGAUGACAGACAGACAGACUGCUCUGGUCUAACCCAUGAUCGAAUCUUCGUUGAAAACAGGUCACAAGAGGCGGCGGCAAAACAGAAUAUAAUAGGAGGCCGAGACGGUCGACGUGGAGACCGCCGGAGAGAACCAUGGAAGCUUCCAAAACGUGGGCGCUAGGGCCAAGGCAAUAAAUACCGUCCCCCCCGCCCCCCCCCCCCCGCCCCCCCCGCCACCGCCGCAGGCCGCGGUCAACAUAGUUCCCUCUUUUCUGAACUUGUUCUUGUUCCCACUCGUUUUGACUCCCCCUCCGAUCGCCAGGUAAUUGUAUAGAAAGGCCCUGUUUAUUGACUACCAGAAGAUAUCCCCGGCGUUCAGAGCUCGAAGGGGCGCAGAUUGGGCGUGGCGUGGAGGUUUCGUACCGUACCUCAGGGUAAGAUCCUCCCUCUCUCUCUCUCUCUCUUAACUUGUCCUUGUACGGUAAUGCAUGGCAUAAAUGAGGAGAGUACUCAUACUUGCCGGUUUUGUGAUUGAAACCGAGUUUCCUGGUCUAUCAUUGAAUCGCUAGUAGAGGAGAAUUGGAAGAUAGAAUAUAGUUCCAGCUAGUAAGAAAUCAAUAGAGAAGGCAUCAAUUCGUAGUCUGAUUUUCUCUCCUGUACCAGAUUAUUCGCCGCCCUGGCGUAGCUUGGCCUUUGAUCUUGACUGGAUUUGAAAGUUUGAAAGCUUUUUUCUCGUAAGAUUGUUAAAAAUUUUCCACACCGCCGGUAGAAAACACCGUAUGCGUAGAGUAAGUAGAGGAAAACAUGGUAUUACUCUUGAAAGCAGUAAGCUGGAUACUCGAUGAUCUGGUUAUCUCCAUUGGAAAGUUGAUUGAUUCGGAUACUGUUCUUGAUAUUGAGUGAAGAUGGGUUGAUGAAGGGAUGAGAUUCUGUGGGCAUGUUUUGUGACAGGCGUACUCCUAAAACUGAACAAGUUAGCUUUGUAAUACAAUUAUGAGAGCUUCAAUUCCUAAAUAGAGGAUAUUAAGCUCUAAAACAACUACAGGAAUGUGAACGUUCCGAUUGAACGUGAGACGUUUUAGAGAGAGGGUGAGAGAGACAGAAGAAAAUAUCUAAAAGUUUUCCAGGUGUUGUGGCGAUGUUUUGAUGGCAUCAGAGGGAGCAUAGGAAGGUCGUAAUGUGUGCAGCAAGGCCGGAAAAGUAGUGUGCGAGUUAGAUUUGAGGGAAAAUUCUGGAAACCAAGCUAAGUUGCAUAUCCAAUAAUGAGAAAAAGAUUCCAACGAAAAUAAUUCUCUUUGAUUUGGAUUGUAACUAUUUUUAGCGUUUAGUGGCGUUCUAUAUGGAUUUCCUGAGCGGGAAAGCUAAGAACAGUUUCUAUCUGUGCCUGUGCCUUGGUGCGGUUUGUGUCCAUCAUUCAUUACCUUACAUUUACCUAGUGAAGCUUGCAGAGUAGCAUCGGGUUGAUAAUUGAUGUUGCGGAUCCUGAUGGUGACAAGGCUUGUAUUGAUUCGUCGAAUAGAAUUUCACCGAGCAUAAAUUUCAUGCAACUUUUUUUUAUCGAUUUCCACGCUACAAUGAUUUUUAA